AUGAAGUUCUCCGCUGUCCUCGCUGCCCUCUCGGCCUCCGCCGUCAUCGCCGCCCCCGGCGCCGAGUCCUCCCCCAACAACUUUGGCGCCAUCGAGAAGCGCGCCUCCUUCCCCAUCCCCGCCUCCAAGGGCAGCGUCACCUACAAGGCCGCUCAGUCCGUCAAGGGCACCUUUGAUGGUGGCAUGAAGACCUACGGCCGUGGCGUCAAGUGCACUGGCCAGGCCGAGGGUGGCAACAAGGACGCCGUCUUCCUCCUCGAGAACGGCGCCACCCUCAAGAACGUCAUCAUCGGUGCCGACCAGAUCGAGGGUGUCCACUGCAUGGGCUCCUGCACCAUCAACAACGUCUGGUGGACGGCCGUCUGCGAGGACGCUCUCACCCUCAAGGGUGACGGCAACGCCUCCAUCAUUGGCGGUGGUGCCCGCGGCGCCGAGGACAAGGUCAUCCAGCACAACGGUCUCGGCACCGUCACCAUUGACGGCUUCACCGUCGUCGACUUUGGCAAGCUCUACCGCUCCUGCGGUAACUGCAAGACCAUGGGCAAGCGCACCGUCGUUGUCAAGAACGUCAAGGCCUACAACGGCAAGAUGCUCACCGGCAUCAACUCCAACAAGGGUGACACCUCCACCAUCACCGGCACCUGCGCCACCUCCGUCAAGGAGAUCUGCACCGAGUUCCAGGGCACCACCCCCGGCCACGAGCCCAAGAAGACCAGAACCGGCUCUUCCACCGCCUGCAAGUACUCCACCCUCAAGGCCUGCUAA
Molecule: messenger RNA, 765 nt
Organism: Colletotrichum orchidophilum
Lineage: Eukaryota; Fungi; Ascomycota; Sordariomycetes; Glomerellales; Glomerellaceae
Product: pectate lyase
Exons: 2
Coding region: 1-765 (254 amino acids)
Biological process (GO): pectin catabolic process
Cellular component (GO): extracellular region
Molecular function (GO): pectate lyase activity
Source: RefSeq, a predicted model, not a curated record